UGAGAACUGUCAAAAAACUUUGGAGAACGAUUUAGCGUGUUUCGUUUUUGUUUACCGUCAUUUAAGUUUGUGUUCAGCAAAAAUGUCCAGCUUCGUGAAACGCCGCGGAGCGGUAUCCAUCAAAGGAACGCGUGCCUCGCUGCACAGUGGACAAGCGAUUCUAUCCUCUGGCAAUCCAUCGUUGGAUCACGUUUUUGGAGGAGGCUUUCCAAUUGGGUCGGUGAUUGCCAUUGAGGAAGACAAAUACGCAAACUACUCCCGAGUACUGACCAAGUAUUUCCUGGCCGAGGGGAUAGUCAACAAUCAUUCCUUACUUGUUGCUUCUUUGGAGGAGGAUCCUGUGCAACUGAUGAAGAAACUACCCACCCCCGUUGAAGACAUCGAACCAGAGAGAACCGCACAAAAUCAAGCCCCCGAAGAGAUGCGUAUCGCAUUCCGCUACAACAAACUAUCCGUAGUGGAUCUCGAGCAAAAGUCCAGUACUCAACUGGGCCACUUUUUCGAUUUGUCAAAACAAAUUGAAGAAUCUGAACUAUCCAAGCACGACAUCACCUAUUGGGACGGAGCGCAGUGUUCGCCUGAUUCUUCCAAAACUGCAAUCAGUGCCACUUUUCAAUCCCUGCUAGACGCUAUCCACCUGAAAUCCAAACAACCCCAGUUUGAUCAGUCCAACACCGAAGUAAAAGAGAAAAACCUGCUACGAAUCUGUCUGAAUUCCAUUGGUUCUCCUCUGUGGUACGACCGAAGCUUCCCAUCACAUCUCGUAAAAUUCCUCACGAUCCUCAAAUCCUUCGUCCGCAACACGCUGUCCUGCUGUCUGAUCACCCUCCCGACGCACCUGUUCCACCAUCUGGACAGCGACUAUCACCACCUGCACGAGCGUCUACUAGGUCAGGUUGACUAUUGCAUCGCGCUGGAAUCGUUUGCCGGAUCGGACAAGGAAACGAAUCCGGUGUUCAAGGAGUACCACGGGCUGUUGGACAUUGUUAAACUUUCGGCGCUGAAUACACUGGCAGCGUUCGUGCCGGAGACGCGGGAUCUGGCCUUUAAGCUGCGCCGGAGGAAGUUUGUGAUCGAGAAACUGCACCUGCCACCGGAGCUGGGUGAGGAAAAGGAUGAGCGCGGACAGAAGAAGAUAGCGACUGGGAUGAGUUGUGCUGGGGGUGGCGGUGGGAGUAAGUUGGAUUUCUGAGGCAGCUUGUUGAUAAUAAAUGGAUUAUUUUAUAA
Armigeres subalbatus is the source of this 1227-nucleotide messenger RNA. RefSeq names its product elongator complex protein 4 (gene Elp4). The transcript has 4 exons. Gene Ontology annotation, biological process: tRNA wobble uridine modification. Bases 83 to 1192 code for a protein of 369 amino acids. Gene Ontology annotation, cellular component: cytoplasm; transcription elongation factor complex; elongator holoenzyme complex. The record is from RefSeq and is a predicted model, not a curated record. Lineage: Eukaryota; Metazoa; Arthropoda; Insecta; Diptera; Culicidae.